AUGCCUGAUCGAUCCGUCGUCCCUACCACAAAGGUGGUUUUGAACGGCGGUCAGCACAGCAGCUUGACUGCCCGGGACGGAUCCUUCGCCUUCCGCGACGUUGCCGCCGGGGUCUACCUGCUGGAGGUGCUGUCCCCCAACUUCCACUUCAGCGCUAUGAAGAUCAAGGUGGACGACAUGACGGGCAUCAUCGCCAUUGAAUACAAGUACCCCGGAGCGCCGCGGAAGGAGGCAAUACACCCGCUCCUCCUCACAGCACACACCAAGUGGAACCAUUUCGAAAAGCGGGAGGGAAUGAAGGUUGGCGGAAUGUUCAAGAGCCCGAUGACCAUCAUCAUGGUCCUCUCCAUGGCGAUGAUGUUCUUCCUCCCCAAGAUGAUGGCAAAUCUUGAUCCAGAGCAGCUGGAGGAAAUUAAGGACCAACAAAAAGCCGUCCAAGAAUCGACAGCCAACUUGUCCUUCUCGAGCUUACUGUCCAAUGCUCUGGCCGGUCAAGCAAUUCCACAACAGCAACAAGGGGGUUCCGCAACGCCGGUUCAGAGGGCGGGGGGAGGGGCGUCGGCGGGAAGCGGCAGCACCAGCCGAACCGGGGGGGGAAGCAACAAGAAAAAACACCGUUCGUGAGGAGGGGAAAACGCGGGAUUUGUUGUAGCCGCGGUACGAAUCGGUGUUCCUGGUGGCCGGCGGAUGAGGUUUGUAGGCAAGCUUGAUGUCGUCGCAGAAUCUAGUCCUUCCGAGUGGCGCGAAAUUGCCGUUGGUGGUUAGUGUAGCUGUCGGCCCUGGUUGCUGGGGGUGGUCGAGCAGAGGGAGGUGUAGGGAGCGAGUUUUCGAGGGAUGUGAGAUCCGUCGAGCAGCUGGGGUAUAAUUUUGCCACCAAGGGUUGCCAAACCUAGCUUCUAUGCGUUGUUGCACUCUGGGCGGGUUCGUCUCUUGCGUUGGUUGACGUUGCAGCGGCUGUGACUCGGUCGGGUUGAGGAAGUCAUAGGCCGGGUGAUGGUCCAAGUCAUGAUGCUGUGUGCAUCCAAUUGCUCAGAAAAAACAACAGCAGCAGCAGCAGUGCUGCGAACAAGC
Molecule: messenger RNA, 1071 nt
Organism: Ectocarpus siliculosus
Lineage: Eukaryota; Phaeophyceae; Ectocarpales; Ectocarpaceae
Source: the annotation of a GenBank genome assembly